Sebastes umbrosus (honeycomb rockfish) is the source of this 1696-nucleotide messenger RNA. It is a transcript of the gene zpr1, whose product is annotated as ZPR1 zinc finger. Gene Ontology annotation, cellular component: cytoplasm; nucleus. NCBI's taxonomy places the organism in Eukaryota, Metazoa, Chordata, Actinopteri, Perciformes, Sebastidae. The transcript has 3 exons. Bases 115 to 1452 code for a protein of 445 amino acids. The record is from RefSeq and is a predicted model, not a curated record. Gene Ontology annotation, molecular function: zinc ion binding.
AGGGGCUUCAGUUUGUCAUCUAGAAAGUUCCAGCAGAGAAACACACCUCUGAGAGAAACAGGAGCAACUCUUAACAGCUUUAUCCACCGACGGAGACGUACUCUACGGUGAAUCAUGUCUCUUAUCUCGGAGGAAACCGUGCGAGGGGAGAGUCUGUUCAAGGAUCUGAGCGCAGACGGAGACGACUGGCUGCCCACUGAGAUAGAGAGUAUGUGUAUGAACUGCCACCUGAACGGUGUGACACGUAUACUCCUCACCAAGAUCCCUUUCUUCAAAGAGGUCAUCGUCAGCUCGUUCAGCUGUGAUGAAUGCAGAUGGUCCAACACUGAGAUCCAGUCUGCUGGUCGCAUCCAGGACCAAGGUGUCUGUUACACACUCACAGUCAAAACAAAGCAGGACUUGAACAGGGAGGUGGUGAGAGCAGACAGCGCCACCACCAAGAUCCCCGAGCUGGAUUUUGAGAUCCCUCCCUUCACCCAGAAGGGAGCUCUCUCCACCGUUGAGGGCCUCUUGGACAGAGCGGUUGCUGGUUUGGAGCAGGACCAGACUGUGAGGCGAGCGGCGGACCCAGAGGUGGCUGAGAAGAUAGAUGAGUUCAUCCAGAAGCUGAAGAAGUUGAAAGAGGUGGAGAGCGAGUUCACGCUGGUGAUUGAGGAUCCGUCUGGGAACAGCUUCGUGGAGAAUCCUGUGGCCCCUCAAAGAGACGAGGCUCUCGUUAUGACCAUGUUCAAGCGGACGGUGCAGCACGACAUCCAGCUGGGGAUAAGGGCAGACGACGAUGACGAUUUGGACGAGGAACCAGCUGGAAACGACAUGGAGACCAUGAGGGGGGAGGUUUUGGCCUUCGACACCAACUGCCCCAACUGCAACGCGCCGGCGUCCACCAACAUGAAGCUCGUACAUAUCCCUCACUUCAAGGAGGUCAUCAUCAUGGCCACCAACUGCGACAGCUGUGCACACCGGACCAACGAGGUGAAAUCAGGCGGGGGCACGGAGGAUAUGGGCACCAAAAUCACCCUGCACCUCACCGACGUCUCGGACAUGACCCGGGACGUGCUCAAGUCGGAGACGUGCGGCAUCGCCAUCCCGGAGCUGGAGUUCGAGCUGGGGAUGGCGGCAGUCGGCGGCAAGUUCACGACCCUGGAGGGGCUGCUGAUGGACAUCAAGGACCUGAUCGUCUCCAAAAACCCCUUCAUCUGCGGUGACAGCGGCACGUCAGAGCGGUUGGAGAAGCUGAACGCGUUCGGGGAGAAGAUCGACCGGAUUAUAGCGGGAGAACUGGAUGUCCACGUCAUCCUGGACGACCCGGCGGGGAACAGCUACGUGCAGAACGUGUACGCCCCGGAUCCAGAUCCUGAGCUCACUAUUGAGAAGUACAUCCGCACGUUUGAGCAGAACGACGACCUCGGCCUGAAUGACAUGAAGACUGAGGGAUACCAAGAGGAGCAAUGAAACCUCCAGCACCAUCUGAAUGGACUAAAUGAGCUGAUACAUUUAUUAAUGUUGUGUCAAAAACCCAACAUGUUCAUAUAUCGCCCUAUAUUUUCUUCCAUUUUCAUACAUUUUAAGUUUAACACUGGGUGAAAGGGUUGUUUCCAUAAGUAUAUUAAUCCGUGAGAGGAAUUCUAAGUUGUCUAAAUGUACCAAAAAAAAUGCUUGACAUGAGUUGUUAUUAAAGAGAAAUCCUUUAACUCAA